Molecule: messenger RNA, 902 nt
Organism: Dioscorea cayenensis subsp. rotundata (Guinea yam)
Lineage: Eukaryota; Viridiplantae; Streptophyta; Magnoliopsida; Dioscoreales; Dioscoreaceae
Product: UPF0587 protein F46B6.12
Exons: 5
Coding region: 60-590 (176 amino acids)
Molecular function (GO): zinc ion binding
Source: RefSeq, a predicted model, not a curated record
UGCCCUCUCGCUUCGCUGCGUUUCGCUUUCCUCUCUCGAUCGAGCUUCAAACCCCGACGAUGGUGUUCUACUUGCUGAGCUUCACGGCGGAGCUGGAGAACCUCACCAACCUCCAGCCUCGUGAUGGCUGUGAUGAUCCCAACUACGUCUACGGAUUCAAGCUGAAAUGCGAGAACUGUGGUGAGGUGACGCAGAAGGAGACGUAUGUUACCCUAUCUGAGACCGUGUCCAUUCCUAAUAGCAAAGGAACCGCAAAUCUUGUUCAGAAGUGCAAGUUGUGUGGUAGGGAUGGCACAAUUCAAAUGGUUCCGAAGUAUGGAGAACCAUUGACCCUUGAUGCCAGCCAAAAGGAAGCAUUAGCCAAGUUGAUGGUUUUUGAGUGCCGGGGCUUUGAACCAAUAGAUUUCAUAUUUGGAGAUGGAUGGGUUGCUGAAUCUACAAGUGGCACUAAAUUCGAUGUUGAUUUAUCCGGAGGGGAGUUUGCUGAGUAUGAUGAGCAAGGAGAAUGCCCUGUUGGAAUAUCCAAUCUCCAAGCUAAGUUUAAAGUGGCAAAGAAGCAGGAAAGGUAUGGCAGGACAACCUAUGUCUGAACCAUUUUCUUCAAAACAUGGAGAUAUAUACAUACUGUGAAGAAACUAUUAUUUCCCACCUCAUUUGCUUCGGCUUUCUGUCAUCCUGCUUGUGUGCUGAUAUAAUGAAUGUUCAGGGAUUCUCCGUGUGCCUGACUUGUUGGAUCGUUUGUUUAAAUGAUCGUACUCUAGGCUUGUUGAUGCAAAACAAUGUUGAUGCGAAACAAAGCUAAAAAAACACUUCUCACUGGUAUACUGCUCAUUGUUCAUAAAUGUUACUGAGGACAUUUGUAAUUGAAAUCUUGUCCUAAAUGUUGCUGCCUUUGCCAUAAA